Molecule: messenger RNA, 1051 nt
Organism: Silurus meridionalis
Lineage: Eukaryota; Metazoa; Chordata; Actinopteri; Siluriformes; Siluridae
Gene: mmachc
Product: metabolism of cobalamin associated C
Exons: 4
Coding region: 55-774 (239 amino acids)
Biological process (GO): cobalamin metabolic process
Cellular component (GO): cytoplasm
Molecular function (GO): demethylase activity; FAD binding; cyanocobalamin reductase (cyanide-eliminating) (NADP+) activity
Source: RefSeq, a predicted model, not a curated record
UUAAAAUAUUGCUAAAUAACUCAAUUGCCCAUAAUUCCUGGCGCGCCUUCAAAUAUGGCGACUUCUGGGGACACAGGUGUGGAUGUUCUUGUGCAGCCUUUUCGGGAGGCUUUAAAUGUAUUAGGUUUUGAAGUUUAUCCUUUAAAGAUCGGGUGGUACAAUGCAGUCGUCUCUCAGGCGCAUCAGCUUCAGUACUCAGCAGACACUCUGGCACUGGUGGUCUUGAGCACGCCAUCUAUGUUUGAGAAAGUCUUCUUGCCUUUCCUUCAGAAGAACUGCUGCCAAGGUGUCCGAGAUCCCAUAGACCAAUGUGUAGCCCAGAGCAUCAAUUCCUGUGUCUCUGAGUGUCUUCAUGACCAGAAUGUAGAGAUCAGUUUUGACUAUGAGAUGCUCCCCAGCAGAAAGCCAAAGUUUCUGGCUCAGAGUGCAGCUCAUGUAGCAGGAGCAGCAUAUUACUACCGGCCAUCAGACGUUCAGGAUCCACCAUGGGGGAACAAGAAGAUGUUUGGCGUCUGCAUCCAUCCUCGGCUGGGAGGCUGGUUCGCCAUCCGGGCUUUGCUGGUGCUGAAGGGUGUAGAAGUGGGUGAGGCACUACAGCAGGUACCUCCCCCUAACUGCGUCAGCUCCCGAGAGGCCAGGAUAGAGCUUCUGGAGAGGUUUAACCUGCGCUGGAAGGAAUGGACCUACAGAGACAUCAUACCUGUAGAGGAGCGCUACUCCCUCAACAAAAAGAGUAUUUCAUUACAUCUCCAGACCAGCGGGGGGAGCUGCUGAGGCAAUGGGGCUUUUUACCUGAGGCAGAGACCGAGACACAGACCUGAUCCAGCCUGCAAAGAUGACCUUGAGAAAUGUGAUUUGUCUCAAAGCCAAAUGUAAUUUUUGGCACAAACAUUUCCUCCUGUCAUAUUUUAUAGAGACUUGCAGUUGAUUGAGUAACAUUUGCACUGAUGAACCUCAGAUGAUGCCAAACCCAAGUUAUGAUGUAUAACUUUAAUUACUUUAUUCUACUUACAAAAUCGGUUACACAUUAAAAGAAAAACCCACACUAACA